AUGUUCUCAGCGUGUCGCUUCGCUUUGGUUACCGUAUUUUCGCUUUCUGUGGUGUUUCCUCGUUGGGCGGCCGCAGCGAACCAAGGACAAGCAACCUGGUACCACACCGGGAUGGGGGCUUGCGGAGCUCACAGUAACGACGAAGACCAUGUCGUCGCGCUGUCCUCCGAAGAGUUCUCUCGCAGCAACCACUGCUUUAAACAUAUUGUCAUUCACCACCAAGGGCGGGCAGUCGACGCCACCAUUGUAGACCGCUGCGAAGGAUGCUCAAGAUUCGCGCUCGACCUUUCACCGGGCGCGUUCAAGAUGAUUGCGCCUCUUGAUGCUGGUACGGCAGAAGUCACUUGGGAGUAUGUUUAG
Pleurotus ostreatus (oyster mushroom) is the source of this 360-nucleotide messenger RNA. RefSeq lists its product as uncharacterized. The record is from RefSeq and is a predicted model, not a curated record. The coding region runs from base 1 to 360 and encodes 119 amino acids. Lineage: Eukaryota; Fungi; Basidiomycota; Agaricomycetes; Agaricales; Pleurotaceae. The transcript is spliced from 3 exons.